GAACAAGAUGGCGUCGGGGCAAAGCAAAUUUUGUUUUUUCCAGCUUUUCAUCCACUGAUUUCAAUUAUACGAAAUGUAGCUGUACCCAAGCUUACUUUAAAGAACUUUUUAGAGAUAAAAGACAAUCAGCAUGGAGGAACUUCCCUUCUUUGUCUACGACCACGAAGCUUUGGUAGAGGAGGGGGAUGACCUAAUUGAUGCCAUCAUGUUCUACCAUCCAAAAGCUACACCACUGAACUCCCAGUGUGCGCUGUGUGGCCAGCUCAUGGGGAUGGUACGCUGCCUGGAGGUCAUCUCUGGUGCAGCGCCCUCUGUCUAUCACCUACAGAAGUGCAAGAUUGCAGUGAGGCACACAGGAAGAUUCACAUUGGCGUUAGGUGCCAGUGCCGACCUCCCCAAUGCCGCUGUGCUGAAACAAAUGGACAGCUUGUACAGAAUAUUUGCCUUCUACCAUGGCUCCUUGGAUGCAGUUUUCAAGAGAUGUGGAGAAGAAAAGCAGCCGUUCCUACUUGCCAUGGAGAGGAUAUGGGAGUGUUACCUGCCAUAUAUUAAACACUACAGCAGGGUGGUGCCUGCCAUGUUUGAUGUCAUUCCUUCUGUGCCUUUGCCAAAGUCUGCUGGUGUUCUCUUCCUGAGAGCUUCUCACAUCCUGCAGUCCUGCCAGAGGAAGCCAGGGGUCCUCGCUGGCUGUCUUCUGUAUGAUAAUAAGGUUUUGUGUACCCAACUUUCCCCAGAGCUGACAUCUAGACUUCUCCUUAUCAAGGCCAACCAGAGCAAUCAUCCAGCCAACGAGGUUGAAACAGACUUCAGUCUCCCGUUUGGAGUGCGAAUCCUGUCCGUGUACCUCACCAAGAAGGAGUCCCGCUCCUUCAGUAACCACUCUCAGAAACUCUUCCCUACCCGGCAGAGGCACACGGCCGUCUCUUCCUUCCAGUCCCCAGGGGGAGGGGGAAGGAGAGUAAACAGAACAGCCUCCGAGGAAAGCGCGCGGAGCUUGAGUCUCCGUGGAGUUGGAGACGGGCGCGAAUCCGACGGGCAGAUCUCCCGCGAGCAAAGCUUCAUAACCCCGCCGUUCCGUCUUACCGAUUCCUUCAUAGACAAGGAAGACAAGCAGUCAAGCACUACAAGCAAUGAGUCUUUGGUAGAAACAUUGAGCACUGAAACAGUUUUGAGUGCAGACAAAGGAACAGAUUCUGCGUUAAGUGGACCAUUACAGGCUGAUGGAGGUACAUCAAGUGCAAGUUCAAGAAGAGACUCAUCUCAGUCAGGAAACAGCGUCAAGAGCUGCGGUAACAUCGGAGCGUUGGACAGCUACGAAGGAGAGAUCUCCAUGUCCUCCACUGAACUUGCGGACGAAAGAGAACACGGCGGAAUCGACGAAGACAGCUCCGUGCUGGUUAUGAAAGUCGAGGAUCAUGACUUGCCGGUCGCACAACUUGGAAACGGUCGUAGCAACGACGCUCAGGUUAGGUCACCUGAUGUGCAGCUGCCUAAAGUGCUCCCAACAGAAGAAAUUCAAAGUUCUAGAAGUAGCAAGAAGGUAUUGUCUGAUGCUGAACAUGGCAGAGCAAAUAGUACGGAGGAAUCAGAACAACCUUCUGUUAGUCAGAAAAGAAGUGAAUCUCUAGGACUGGAAAAGGACAGUAACAGUUUAAAAGGCAAUACUGAGAAAAUGUCUGCCUCUGAAAGUGGACAUAUUGCUAGUAAAGAAGACAAGCCACAGGAACUCUUGCCAGACCAACCCCACUCAAGUCUUGAUGAUGUCAGCAAUACAGGUGCACAAGAACAGGAUGCUACCUCAGGGAAACCAACAGAUGUUUGUAGCGAAGAAUCUGAUUCGUUGAAAGCUUCACAUCUAGAAAAUUCCAACCAAGAUGGAUCCAAUCAGAAGUCUCAGUACAAUGACCAUUCCAAUGGAGUUACAGACAUUGCACCAAAAUUGGAGAAGUGUAAUUUAACAGAUUCAAAUGAAGUGCCUGAUGACAUUAUUCCAGUAGAUGAGAAUGAUGAUGAUUCUAAGAGAACUGAGGUAGUUUCAGAGCCUGUUCUUCUUCAGAAUGCAGGAGGCAUGGAUACAUCAAGUGAACACACAGAUACAGCAAAGAAUGAUGCAAACUCUUCUGUUGAAAACACAUCAGAAGAUCUCCAUGAAUCAGAAGAACUCUGUAUGGAAGGUCUUGAUGACGUUUCAAGGUUAAAGCAUGCAGUUUCUUCGCAACACACAGAUGCAAAUACUUCUCAAUCGUCCAAAAGCACCUAUGAAAGAAUCUGCAAUGGACGGCUAGAAGCUGGCGGCAUCGCAAGUCAGAAAACUCUGACGGAAACCGCGAACACGACAGCAACAAGUAACGACGAGGCCGCGUCAGAACUGAGAGAAACGGAAGUUACCCCCACCCUUCCUGAAUUGACCCCUGAAAAUCAAAAUGGCGGUGUUGUCAUGGAACAAGCUGCUUCAGAGGUCAUAGGGUCAAGUGAGUUCAAUGACCCCAGCAUUGUGGAUUCUCUCAAUACAAGUCAUACUUCUGUGCCAAAAUCUUCAAUUAGUGACCAACAAUUGACUUCUACUGUAACAGUAGAGGAUGAUUUGCAAGAAGGAUGUCAGGAUGCUUCAGAUACACUUGAAGGAGAAGACAAGGAUGCUGAAGACUUGAGAAGGAAGAAGACGUCUUGUGCAGACUCUAAACUGCCUGGUCUGUUGAAUGCUGGGUUGUACAUACAAGGCCAUUCACACAUGGUGUUGCUCAUGUUGAUCGAGAGGAACUGUCAAAAUGAUCUUCCUACGAUGCAAGGCCUGUGGAAGACAUCAGUGACACAGAUGGGUGACUUGGAGGGACAGCUGAAAGAGGUGGUCUUCUCAACCAACUCUGGGGCUGCAGAGGAGGGAUAUAACUUUCUUCACUUUGAUGGAUUUGACAGAUUGCUGAAAGGUAACCUACAGGAACCAGUGCUGGCACCUGACGUGCAGUUCUGUAACACGUCACAGUUCAUCCACCAGGAGUUCCAACAGUCCGACACGCUCAAUGAUGUCCUAGUCAGAAGCCAGUCUGCAGGCGUGUACGGGAGCCGAAGUCUGUCUCAGGAGACGUUCUUCCAGCUGCGAGGCCUGGGGAGGGGGGGUCAGCAGGGGGUACCCUCCCCGCAUGACCCCCUCUUCAACCUGGAGAACAGGGCACGGAAGAAACUCCUUAAGGACCAUCACAUCACUUUCUUCUAAUGCCUUAUUCUGCGCUCAUGUUAAUGUGUUAGACUUCUUAGGCCUAGAGGAAAAUGUUAUGUUUCCAGCUACGACCAUGAAAAAAUAAUGUCUGUACACAAAGUCAUGUAGGUUGGGUUUCUCUUUUUUCUUUUCUUUUACAUUUUGGCAAAAAUGAUCCAAGUACAGAUUAACACUGUAAAACUGAAAUCAUAUGUACAAGCAUAAGACAUUGAACAAAGAAGAAAAAAAUUACUACUAUACGCAUUCUUACAUCAAAUCAAAGCAUUAAACUGUUAAGUAGUGUGUGAAAUACCGGAAGCCUGUUUUGAGUUCCGUGACCAAUUUGUCAGAUGGAAAAUUGUGUGCCCUUUGCUAGCGGCCAACCAAAAAGAAAGCUAUACAUGCAGUACUUUUCCUAGGCUCGGUUGGGUAACAGUUAAAACAACAUUUUUUCCUAGGCCUUAUACAUGUAGAAGUUGUCAUAAAUAAUUAUGUAUUAAGUCGUGACACCAAUAAUUUGUUAACUUUGUUAAUUUAAAUUAGCAAUAUAGCCAGUUUCUCAUUUUUACUUGGAUGUAACAUAUCAAAGGGCAGAACAGAAUUUUACAGAUGCAAACGAAAGUCAUCAAGUUAAUCUCUUUUUGCUAUGUACAUAUUCGCCUUUUUGAUAAGUUAGCCAUUUUGUAUACCAACUAUAGACAGAUCUUAAUGUCUUCCCAAUGCUACUUUAUAAGCAGCAUUAGAAGAAUGAACAUGUUACAAUAGAUUAGAUCUUUUUCCAUUUGCCUGGAUGGAGGAAGAAGUAUGGUAGGUUGAAGCAAGUCACUAAGAUAUGUGAUUCAAUCCUUUGUCUGUGCAAGGAUUGUCUUUAAAUUAGUAUACAUCAUGGUUUGUACGUGUACUUUUGCCAACAUUCUACAAGCAUAAUCAUGAAAAGUUAAAUUUCCUAACCUUUUGUACAAAGUUUAUGUACAGUUUAUAUAACUUUGAAUCAUAGUACUUCUCUGUAUGCAGUUCUAAGAUGCAAUAACUGUACUAUAUUGUCAUGAUGCUUUUUAUAUUGCUGCUUUUCAUAUAUUUAAUGUGGAAUGUGACGCACACUCUGAUUUAAUAUGCACAUUAAUGUCAGCUAAAAGAUCAUGUUUUCGUCAACCUUCCUCCAUAAAGACUAAUUGAAGGAUAAGUGAGAUUAGUGCAACUAUAUUCUGUCUUGGUUAGGCCUAUGGAAAAGAGGUUUGCAUUUUAUGACCAAACGAUUUCCUUACAUAAUUGCAUUCUUAAAAACAUGUUGUAAAACUGUUUGCAUAUCAAUAUUGUGUUAUUCUCCUUCUUGGCUACCAGCAAGAAAUAAAUUACGAAGUUUAUGGCGGCAAUUAUUGUUAUGUGUAUUUAGAUAACUACUUAUGCUACGCAAGUUGUAAGUACUGUCUUUUUGGAUGAUUUUUAUGACGAGGUAUGAUUAAGUAUUUUAUGACUAAAAUUGCACCUGAGUGCCUGCCAGUGAGAGAUAGUGUACAACAGAGUACAUUAUAACCAGAUGCUUGCCAAUGUGUAGAAACAUUUCACGUUGUAAAAUUUUUACAAAGGUUUUACUGUAUAUCUGCUUUGCUUAAGCCAUACAUACAUGUGACCUGGGGUCAAUUUAUUUGUAUGCAAUAAAGGUACAUAUAAUAGUAUA
This is a messenger RNA of Branchiostoma floridae (Florida lancelet), 4874 nucleotides long. RefSeq names its product serine-rich adhesin for platelets-like. NCBI's taxonomy places the organism in Eukaryota, Metazoa, Chordata, Leptocardii, Amphioxiformes, Branchiostomatidae. The transcript is spliced from 12 exons. The record is from RefSeq and is a predicted model, not a curated record. Bases 131 to 3214 code for a protein of 1027 amino acids. Gene Ontology annotation, biological process: vesicle-mediated transport.